Molecule: messenger RNA, 2131 nt
Organism: Cephus cinctus (wheat stem sawfly)
Lineage: Eukaryota; Metazoa; Arthropoda; Insecta; Hymenoptera; Cephidae
Gene: Rpn6
Product: 26S proteasome non-ATPase regulatory subunit 11
Exons: 5
Coding region: 631-1902 (423 amino acids)
Biological process (GO): ubiquitin-dependent protein catabolic process
Cellular component (GO): proteasome regulatory particle, lid subcomplex
Molecular function (GO): structural molecule activity
Source: RefSeq, a predicted model, not a curated record
GAAAUCUAAAUUUGUUGUUCGGUUGAUAAUUAUUGACUGAGAUAUCUUUUGUACUCCAUAGAUAAAUAUUAUAUUUUAUUUGAUUCACGUAGGAUCAUGGUACGAGAAGAAUACUUUUAUACGAUCGAAAAGGCAGUGGUAUCUUUAGAAAGUUACAAAAGUAAGUCGCAAUGAAAAUUCAUCACGAUAAAGAUUAUCUAAUCAAAAUGAUCAUAAAACAAUAAAGAUCAGAAGAUAAGAAAUGAUUAACAUAUCGCAACACACUUUACUCCAAGAUUAAAAGAUUGAUAAGAAAAUUACAAAAUUUAUGACGUAUGGUUGUUUCCUGUUAUAAAUUCGUAUUAGAAAAUACGCAUAUGAUUGUGUAUGAUUCACGUAGUACCAUGACAUGGAGAUUCGUUAAGCGCAAUCUAGAAGGCAGUAGCCGAAAGUGACAAAACAGAAAACGCUGAAUCUUGAGUCCCAUAAACAGUCUUAUAAAAAGGGUCCAGUGAAAACUAGUGUUUCUCGAAAUAUUUAACGACUCCGAGCAUCAAGUAAUUAUCAAGGGCAGGCGAGAAUCACUGAAGACUAUCAGAAGUCUCCGUGAAUCUUGCAGAAUUUAAGAAAAGUCGAACGUGCAGGUUGGAAAUGGCCGGCGCGAUGUUGUUCGAACGUGCUCAGGCAGUUUCGAUGACAAACCGUAGCGAAGGGAUAUCUUUAUUAAACGAAAUUGUGUCCGAUCCAAGUAUUGGAAUCACAGAAGAUGACGAAGAUAAUAUUCGAGUGAAAGAACAGGGAAUUUUACAUUUGGGAGAAUUGUACAAGAAAGAGGGCAAGGCCAAAGAACUGGCAGACCUUAUUAAGGCUACGCGACCGUUUCUUAGCCUGAUUAGUAAGGCCAAAGCAGCAAAGCUUGUCCGGUCUCUUGUUGACUUCUUCCUAGAUCUUGAAGCUGGUAUCGGUAUAGAGGUUCAAUUGUGUAAAGAAUGCAUAGAAUGGGCCAAGGAAGAGCGCAGGACAUUUCUGCGCCAAUCAUUGGAAGCACGGUUAAUAGCCCUGUACUUCGAUACAGGAAUGUUUGGCGAAGCUUUACAGCUUGGAUCAGCAUUGCUCAAAGAAUUGAAAAAACUUGAUGACAAGCAGCUACUCGUUGAAGUUCAGCUACUUGAAAGUAAAACUUAUCACGCACUGAGUAAUCUGGCAAAAGCCAGAGCUGCGCUCACCAGUGCGAGAACCACUGCCAAUGCCAUAUAUUGUCCACCCAAAAUGCAGGCUGCACUAGACUUGCAAUCUGGCAUUUUACAUGCAGCUGAUGAACGGGAUUUCAAGACUGCUUACUCAUACUUUUAUGAAGCAUUUGAAGGAUAUGACAGUGUUGAAUGUCCAAAGGCUCUUACGACACUGAAGUAUAUGUUACUAUCAAAAAUUAUGUUGCGUAACCCUGAAGAUGUACAAUCAAUAAUGUCUGGAAAACUCGCUGUGAAAUACGCGGGUCGGGAUUUGGAUGCUAUGCGAGCUGUAGCGGACGCUAGCCAUCGGCGCUCACUAGCUGAAUUUCAGGCAGCUGUUAAGAAAUACCGCGUAGAAUUGGAGGAAGACGUUAUAGUCAGAGCGCACCUUGGUUCUCUAUAUGAUGCUAUGUUGGAGCAGAAUCUUUGUAGGCUUGUCGAGCCAUACUCUCGUGUCCAGGUCAGCCACAUAGCGUCCUGUAUAUCUUUGCCCUUGGCUCAAGUUGAAAAGAAGCUGUCGCAAAUGAUCCUGGAUAAAAAACUCCAUGGCGUUUUGGAUCAGGGUGAAGGCGUUUUGAUAGUCUUCGAAGACACACCUCGCGAUAAGACCUAUGAGAUUGCCCUGGACACGAUACACAGCAUGGGAAAAGUAGUAGACACGCUCUACCAGAAAGCCAAGAAGCUCACCUAGCCCUAUUGAAUGCGAAUUUGUAUAAGCGAAGUCUAUUAUAAUUAAUAACAAUUAUUAAUAAUUAGAUGCCCUCAUUAAAUAAUUACCCAUCUAUUGAUAAUGAGAUCGAAUCGUUUCUGAAAUUUUCAAAAUCUUAUUCGCUACAAUAAUCCUGUACAAAUCUUGUCAAUUCGUACUAAGUUCAAGAAUUUCCUGUUAAUAUACUCGCAACACCUCAUUUACCAUUUAA